This is a messenger RNA of Scatophagus argus, 5448 nucleotides long. RefSeq names its product transmembrane protein 200A (gene tmem200a). Lineage: Eukaryota; Metazoa; Chordata; Actinopteri; Scatophagidae. Bases 768 to 2474 code for a protein of 568 amino acids. The transcript is spliced from 5 exons. The record is from RefSeq and is a predicted model, not a curated record.
CACCUCAGUGAAAGCCUCUCACAUUCCCACAAGCGUAGAAGCGCUUUGGAGGAACUGGAAGGAGCUGCCUCGUCUCUCCCCGGCUCAGAGGAAUAAAAACACGCUUUACUCUCUGCUUUACACUGCUCACCACGUUUUCUUAAAACGCAACCACUUGCUGCUGAGAGUUGUAUCUUUUUGCUCUUUUUAAAAAAGUGAAAUCAAGUUUUUUUUGGACGUGAAAAACGGGUUAGCGAGAGUUUUACGCAUUAUAGUCAGGGGGGACAUCAACGGAUUUUGUAGUCUCUUUUCCAGUGAGACAAGGAAGAUUUUUCCGCUGGGGAAUUACAACCUGAGCGUUUACGACUUUAAAUAGGCGGAAUGUGUUGGAGGAUUUUCCUUCGGUCAUAAUUAGGAGCGCGUUUCUCCGCCCUCACAGUCCGGAGCGCACAUCCUCUCCAUAUGGCGUAAAACGUGCUCCGGUGCUUAAUAAAAUCACCAAAACAGACACUUUUGAAAGCUCGGAAAGCCAGUUUGACCUCUAUUGUAAUGAUGACAUUGUAUCGUCUCCACGAAGGACUUUGGCUGUGAAUAAAGACUGCGCUUCUCUUUCCAAACCCUGCAUGGGAGCCGAACUGUCUCCCCGUCAUCUCCGGCAUGACAUUUCAGUGGAAGUGGCCUUCAAAGUGGAAGAUGGCUUUUGACUUUCCCCCAGGCUCCAGCUUAAUCCCCCUCCAUGCCUAAUGGCACAUUGACAGUGAAAACUCGACUUUUUACAAAGGUCCAGUAUGACUGCAGCAGCAGGUGUGCUAACAGGCUUGGCUAAGCUUAAACGCCAAGACUCUGCCCGCUCUCAGCACCGGCCCGUACCACCUACAUCACCAGGCCUGGGAAACCUCGCCCCAGAGGCUGCUCCCAGGAAGCGGAAACGACGCUCUGAUGUUGUGGUAGUACGCGGUAGGCUCCGCCUAUAUUCUGCUUCCGGGUUUUUCCUCCUCCUGGGACUGGUCAUCCUGGCCAUAGGCAUUGGCAUGGCGACACUGGGUUACUGGCCGCACAGUGAAACCAUGCCCUCGGCCAAAUUGCAGACUGCAGGUGGAUCUAAGGCAGCAACUGCUCGAGGGGCUAAAACGUCUAGCACAGCUGAAGGAAACAAAGCCAAAAUGGCCGCUACAGAGGAAGACGUGGCUAAUUCCAGCACUGGUCAUAAUGUGCAAGGUACGCCCUCCAAGCAGACUGGGGGUGCUUUUGCGCGAUUCGUGCAACAGCAUCGUCACUCAGAGAGGAUGAAGAUGUUUGGGCCCUUCACCAUGGGCAUUGGGAUUUUCAUCUUUAUCUGUGCUAAUGCCAUUCUUCAUGAAAACAGAGACAGGGAAACUAAGAUAAUCCAUAUGAGAGACAUGUACUCCACAGUCAUCGACAUCCAUCGCCUCAGGCAGAGGGAGCAAAAGCAACACCAUCACCGCAACAGCACCUACUCAAGAGACAUUGGGGAUUUUCGAGCCUUUGGACCUGAUAAUGCGGCACGAUUGGCCAGUAACUCCCUCCUUGCCUUCUCUUCUCGGGCUGGCAGUGGAGUAGGGUCUGCAGAGGAGGAGGAGGUGCUUUUAGGCGACGAAGAAUUUCAUAGACAGAGGGAGCAGGUCAAGUUGGAUUGUAGCUUUGCGGGGCUGCUGGCACCGCUCUACAAGGAUCGUUCCUUUUGCGGCCCAGGGCUCGGGUUGGCUCGCUCGGAUUCAGUGCGCCACCAGUGGUCAGUGGACGGGGACAGGGAGAAGGGAGGACACCAUGCACGCUCCAUUGUGUCAUCUUCUAUCUCUGCAUUUACUCUCCCAGUCAUAAAACUCAACAACUGCGUUAUUGACGAACCGGAGAUGGAAGCGAUUACCGAGGAGGAUAGGGGAGGAGAGAAAAGAGAUGGAGACAGGUCACAGCCUCUGAGCUCCAUGGAAUCUCUGGUGGUUCCUAUACCAUCUGUUGCCAAGGCCUCCAAACCGCCGAGCUUACAACGGAGUAACUCCGCCUCCUCCUCCCACUACUCCUCAGUCUCCUCUGCCUCUCUCUCCCCUGCUCCCUCCUCAACCUCAGGCUGCUGGCUCUCCCCGGGAGCAGCAAGGACUGACUUUGGUUCCAACUCCUCUCUGCACAUGCUCAGCAGCCACUCCAAAUCUCUGGACCUGGAGCGCAGGUCGAGCAUGCUCAGUGUGCACCCAGAGCAGCGGAAGCACCCGAGCUGGCCCCGCCUUGACCGUAGCAACAGCAGCCGCGGCAACAGCGGCAACCGGGGCAGUAGUAAAGGCUACAUGCGGCUGGAGGACAGGGAAGAGCAAGGGGAGCGGCUGUUAGAUCUGUCGACGUCCGUGACAGUUAGGCGAGACUACAGUAAGCGGGAGAAGCUGCUAAUGAUAUCGAGGUCACAUAAUAAUUUGAGCUUUGAGCAUGAUGAGUUUAACAGCAGCACCCUGAAAAGGGGCAGCUCUGAGACCCGAUUUUGAAGACUCCGAACUAAAGGCGGAAGACAGUUCUGUCCUGUUCUGUAAAUUGCUCUCCAGACAGUAUGAGUGUACAGCGCACAUUUGUGUCAGGGGCAAACUGAUGAGUUUAACAGCUGUACCCCAGAGAGAGAGGAAACUCUCAAAGACAUUUUUUUUGGACAGUAAGCUGGAGAGCAGAUAAAAACUGACCAUCUUGUUUCAGACCUCAAAGGUUCAGACCUCACGUCAGCAGGACACUAAAUGCCUCCUGUAUCAUGUCUGGUGGUAAGUGAAAAGAUAAGCUCUACAGGGAUCAAUGAAAUAAAUAACAUUGCAUCAUCCUCACUUUAUACAUAGUUCUAAUAAAGUUUUAACAGGAUCUCAACCCUGAGAAGCUUUAGGGUCGAUAUUAUGGCUCUGAACAUUGCCUUUCGUGAAGUGUUUCAAGGUUUAAUUCAAGGACAUGCUGGAAGCACUUUGAGCAAGUUUCUCCCUCAGUGGGUAGCAGUGACACAAAGGCAUAUCCUUUAUAACAAGGUCCAGUGCUUAAUCGGGUUGUAUAGAGAGACUGUAGCUGAUAAUCAGUCAUUUUUACCCAAUCUACUGGCCUUGACCCAAAAGCAGAUUUGAAAUCUAAACUCACCCAGAAUCAGCUUGUAAAUUAUAGCCUGGUGUAAUUCAGUACAAGAAGACAAGAUGGCGUCGUGCAGCAAUGAGUUUCUGGUGGCUGAAAGAUAUCGAUAUUGGCGAUGACGCAUUUGUUUUAAAGGUAGUUUAUGUAAACUUGUGUGUCUGUCUGAUCCUCAGAUUGCAGCAGAUGUAGAGAUAUGCAGAAAGAGCAAAAGCUGGCAAAACCAGUCAUGCUUAUGAUGUCAAUACACUACAGCAGAGCUGUGCGAUAAAGUCAAGAUGGCAGGCUCCAAAAUACAAUAAUGGAGUCCAUGUGGCCCCACAGCCACAAUAUUGCUGUCAUUUCUGACGAACUAUAGGAAGAUGUUUUGUGUGUCUGCUACUAAAACCUAGAAGUAACAAUCUUUGUCUAUAGCUCUGUUACAAACUUUUAUGUUUAUUUCUUACUAGAUCUUGACUGGCUUCACUCAGGGUAUGCAGCCUAUUAUUCAUAUGCUUAGAAUUUUUGUAGACCUAUUCAAUAUUACAGAAAGUCCUCAUCAUUCAAUAUUUAUCAACUUCAGUAUGACCAGUGGUAUGAUAAAUUAAGGCUGUAACUAUUAAUUAUUUUCAUCACUGAUUUCCUCAGUCAGUAAUUUCCCUGUGAAAUGCCAAAAAGAAGCAAACAAGCAAAGCACAAAUUCGAGUAAAUAAGAUAUUUUCCUCGAUAAAUGAAAGUAUUGUUUUGAUUUAUUUUAAGUCCACACUGCACUUUUGAAAAAACAAUAUUUGAAAUAAAAAAAACAGUAAAAGAUAAUGUGACUUACUGGUAUUGCCCUCGAGCAAACAGUAAAUCAUCAUGUGCAUCAUUUAUCUUCUGUAUCUGUAUAAAUCCAGAGUCCAACUGAAAUUAAAUAGCAUUUUUUUCGUCCACUACAGCAUCCUUAUCUGCUCUGUAACUCCUGUUUUCUCCUUUGAGAAAAAAGGGAGAAAUUUCUAUCUUAUAUUUUUUGUUUUCCAUGAUGAGGGUCCCCUGUUUAGCACUGAUUAACCAAUUAACGAUUUGGCAAUAUUGGUUGUCAUUCAAAUCUUGCAUAAAGCAGUGACAUCAGCGUUCUGUCACAGGCAGAGCAGAUAGUCAAACUGAGCCAGAACAACCUUAGUACAAUAACACAUUAGCUUUCUCGUUAAGUCACCUUCUUAUCUAACUUGGAAACAUGAGCACAUGCCGUGUCCUGGAUCUUUCACCGGGGAAAAGAGCACUGUAACGUCAGUUUGCAGGCUACAUGGCUAAUUAGCUGCUCAGCUGCAACACAUUCAAAAAGAUGAAUGUGGCACAUGAGUGGUCCUUACUCCUCAAUGCCACAGUUUUUACAUUUUCAUAAAGACCUUAUUUCUUCCACACUGACAUUAUUUUUAACUGUGAAGAGGAUUGACUAAAUGUGAUUUCAGUCGGACUCUAGAAAAUGCGACCCAAGCUGUUUUUUUUAGGCUACAGUCCCUAUUUGAAAAUACGACUUCUGUUCCUUUUUAUUUAUUUAUUUAUUUUUCAUUUAGACAAUACUCACCAUUUGACGUUGAUUGAAAUCAGCUACUGAGCACAGUUAUAAUGUCUCAGCAUAUUUUAUUAACAUGUUGACAAAGACAUUGCUCAUGUCUAUCUUCACUACAUGAACUGAUAUGAUGCCAAUGUAUUGCUCAGUAUCUCUGUUUCAGGUUCGGUUUGGUUUGUCAACUACCUUAAUGCAUUUUAUAAUGUACUUAAAGCAUCUUCUGUGCUUCUUUAACUUAAACAUGUGAGCAACAUGUUCAUACCACAUGUGUUGGAAAACAGUGUCUUUUUUUUUUUUUUUUAAAAGAAAGCAGGGAUCUGACCUGAAAGCUUCAUUAACUGGUUCUCAGCAGUUUAUGAGUCAAUGUCCAAUUUUAGCCUCUCUCAAAAUAAAUAUUUUCACUGAAAGCUGCUUGGCCCUAAUGAGAGUGUUUAACCAAUGCAGUUUGCUGCACAUGGAUUCACACAUAAUGCCUUUCUCGGUGUCCAUUGGGAGGCUACAACAUCCCCUGGGAACAUGCGCACACACACAAACAUGGAUCAACGCACGAUCUGACCCCUCACCUUAACACAACUUUCCAAAUACAUCACUAAUUCCUAUCUCUCGCUCUCUCGGUUUCUUCCUCUUUCUAUCUUCAUCCUCUGCAUACAAAACAAGCAAAGGUCUGGAUGAGUCAUCAUCAAUUAUCAUAUGCUCUGCAGCUCUGUGGAAACAGCACACACACACACACACACACAAACACGAACACAUGCAAGGACCAAAGAUUUUACUUACAUGAAAGCAUGCAUGCAUAUUCUUCCUCAAAUUCAAGUACAGACACACAAAAGCAAAAA